GUGCUAAACAUUAUUCCUUUUGGAUGCGUAACCUGGAUCUUGACCCCCCUUGACCUUGUAACCGGCAUUCUGGAUGGGGUAAGGUGCGUUUGGAUGGGCGAAGCUACUGGAAAGAACCCGCAGUUCGGGGCCCAAUUGUCUUUCACCGUACAUUACUUAGUGCCGGAGGCAAGGUGUUUAAGGAGUGUUAAAUCUCCGGAUAGUGGUUUUCUAACAACCGUACAAGAAUUUGAAGCAGAACCGAACUGCUGUGUACGGGACAUUAGAGCCAACUUUGUAUCUGCAGUGUUUUCUGUACGCAGAUUUGGAGAGAAAUUUAUCGAGAGCAUUGCUCUUCGUGGACCCUUCUUGAUCCAGAAAUAUUCUCCGACCUGGAAUCAUACAUCAAGUUUGGAGAUUAGCAAGCAAAUCAAGUGCGCAUCAUCAUCGGUACUCUGUCAUUUAGAUAGAAAUAUACUUUGGUUCUAGUUUUAGUUUCUCAUUACAUCGGUAAUUAGUGCACAUAGUUCUAUCUAUUUAUUUAUUUGUUCACUUGUUGGAAAAGGGAUAGAUUUUAAUAUACUUGUUUAGAUUGACAGUUGUAUAUAUCACUCUGUAAUAUUACGCCAAAGUUUUAUUAGUCGACGUAAAAUUGUACAGAAUUAAAAACUGUGUAUAUAUAUGUAAGUACGUUAACAAAAUUAGAUCUGAAUACUUUGGAAAAAAAAUUCCGGAGGAAAGUGCUAGUGAAUGAGAUUACAUUUACAGUGAUAUUUCAUGACCUGUGCAGUCGUGAACUUACGGCCAACUUUGGUGUAAAAUUUAUAUUUCCUUCUUCGGGAUUACAGUCUUCAAAUGUCAACAAACAUAAUGAAGACUCGACGACCAGAACCUGCUGAAAUUGAGUAUAAGAACAUGCGGUUCUUGAUAAUGGAUCGUCCAACAGAUGCCACUAUGGAUAAAUUCAUAGAGGAGUUGAAGAAAAGGGGUGCUAAGGAUGUUGUUCGGGUGUGUGAGCCCACUUACAAGACGGACAAGCUUGAUAUUGAAGGGAUCCGGGUGCUGGACUGGCAGUUUGAUGAUGGGAACCCUCCACCUAGUAAAAUAGUAGAUGAAUGGUUCAAUCUCCUAAAGACAAGGUUCAAGGAGGAGCCAGGAUGUUGUGUGGCUGUCCACUGUGUAGCGGGGUUAGGAAGAGCACCAGUUUUGGUGGCGCUUGCACUAAUUGAAUGUGGACUGAAGUACGAGGAUGCAGUGGAACUCAUCCGACAGAAGAGGAGAGGUGCUAUCAAUUCCAAGCAGCUGUCCUUCCUCGAGCAUUACCGUCCUAAAUCGCGCCUGAAGACAAAGGGCAAUGGACAUAAGCAAUGUGUUGUCAUGUGACACUAUCACUCCUUCCCCGCCCUUUUGAACUCUUCACAACCCAGUUACCAUAGCUACAGUCAUUCUAGGAACUAAAUUUUCAUCAGCAAUGGAUACACAUUCUCUUCUCACAUCAAAUGUUGGACAUUUUGAAAUUUAGGAAUUUAGUCAAAGGAUUGGAUUUGUUUUUAGGGGCAAGGGUAUGUUUUGUAUGGAUUAAAAAGCGGACUUUCACAGUAAAAUUUGGCAAGGAAAUUGAUAUUUAAAACAUAUUUUACAUGUCUAAGAACAGUACUGGUUUUAGUUCACUUUCCUAUGUGUACAAUGAAGUAAAUUGAAACAUAUAGAGAAAGUAAAAGAGAUUCAUGUUUUAUUUUACAAUUAUGUUAUUAUUAUUUUUAGCUCACCUGUCACAAAGUGACAGGGUGAGCUUUUGUGAUCGCUUUUCGUCCGGCGUCCGUCCGUCCGUCCGUCGUCCGUCCGUCCGUCCGUCGUCCGUCCGUCGUCCGUCCGUAAACUUUUGCUUUAAAAGACAUCUCCUCAUAAACCACUGAGCCAAUUUCAUCCAAACUUCACAGGAAUGUUCCUUUGGUGGUCACCUUUAAAAAUUGUUCAAAGAAUUUAAUUCCAUGCAGAACUCUGGUUGCCAUGGCAACCGAAAGAAAAAUCUUUAAAUAUCUUCUUUUAAACAACCCUAAGAGUUAGAGCUUAGAUAUUUGGCAUGAAACAUCUUCUAAUGAGUGUCUACCAAGUUUGUUUAAAUAAAAGCCCUGGGGUCAAAAUUGGCCCCGCCCCGGGGGGUCAUUGAUUUUCCCUAUAUGCAUAUAGUAAAAACUUAAAAAAUCUUCUUUUAAAGAACCCAAAGAGCUAGAGCUAAGAUAUUUAGCAUGGAACAUCUUCUAGUGAGUGUCUACCAAGUUUGUUCAAAUAAAAGCCCUGGGGUCAAAAUUGGCCCCGCCCCAGGGGGUCAUUGAUUUUCCCUAUAUGCAUAUAGUAAACACUUAAAAAAUCUUCUUUUAAAGAACUGUAAGAGCUAGAGCUUAGAUAUUUGGCAUGAAACAUCUUCUGGUGAAUGUCUACCAAGUUUGUUCAAAUAAAAGCCCUGGGGUCCAAAUUGGCCCCGCCCCAGGGGGUCAUUGAUUUUCCCUAUAUGCAUAAAGUAAAAACUUAAAAAAUCUUCUUUUAAAGAACUGUAAGAGCUAGAGCUAAGAUAUUUGGCAUGAAACAUCUUCUAGUGAAUGUCUACCAAGUUUGUUCAAAUAAAAGCCCUGGGGUCAAAAUUGGCCCCGCCCCGGGGGUCAUUGAUUUUCCCUAUAUGCAUAUAGUAAAAACUUAAAAAAUCUUCUUUUAAAGAAUCGUAAGAGCUAGAGCUUAGAUAUUUGGCAUGAAACAUCUUCUAGUGAAUGUCUACCAAGUUUGUUCAAAUAAAAGCCCUGUGGUCAAAAUUGGCCCCGCCCCAGGGGGUCAUUGAUAUUCCUUAUAUGCAUAUAGUAAAAACUUAUAAAAUCUUCUUUUAAAGAACCCAAAGAGCUAGAGCUAAGAUAUUUAGCAUGAGACAUGUUCUAAUGGGUGUCUACCAAGUUUGUUCAAAUAAAAGCCCUGGGGUCCAAAUUGGCCCCGCCCCAGGGGGUCAUUGAUUUUCCCUAUAUGCAUAAAGUAAAAACUUAAAAAAUCUUCUUUUAAAGAACUGUAAGAGCUAGAGCUAAGAUAUUUGGCAUGAAACAUCUUCUAUUGAAUGUCUACCAAGUUUGAUCAAAUAAAAGCCCUGGGGUCAAAAUUGGCCCCGCCCCGGGGGUCAUUGAUUUUCCCUAUAUGCAUAUAGUAAAAACUUAAAAAAUGUUCUUUUAAAGAAUCGUAAGAGCUAAAGCUUAGAUAUUUGGCAUGAAACAUCUUCUAGUGAAUGUCUACCAAGUUUGUUCAAAUAAAAGCCCUGGGGUCCAAAUUGGCCCCGCCCCAGGGGGUCAUUGAUAUUCCUUAUAUGCAUAUAGUAAAACUUAUAAAAUCUUCUUUUAAAGAACCCAAAGAGCUAGAGCUAAGAUAUUUAGCAUGAGACAUGUUCUAAUGGGUGUCUACCAAGUUUGUUCAAAUAAAAGCCCUGGGGUCAAAACUGGCCCCGCACCGGGGAUCAUUGAUUUUCCUUAUAUACAUAGCAAAAACUUAAAAAUCUUCUUUGAAAAAACCUAAAUAACUAGAGUUUAGAUAUUAAGCAUGAAACAUCUUUAAGUAAAUAUCUACAAAGUUUGUUCAAAUAAAAGCCCAGGGGUCAAAACUGGCCCUGCCCGAGGGGUGUCAUUGUUUUUAACUAUAUGUGUAUAGUAAAAACUUAAAAAAUCUUCUUUUUAAAAACCCAAUGAGCUAGAACUUAGAUGUUUUGCAUGAAACAACUUCCUAUGGGUGUCUACCAAGUCUGUUCAAAUAAACAAAUAAAAGCCCUUGGGUAAAAAUUGGGCCGGGGGGGGGGGUCUAUAUACAGGUGAGCGACCUCAGGGCCAUCAUGGCCCUCUUGUUUUAUCAUUUUGUCUAUUUUCUGAUUUAAAAUAUUGAACAAAAAAAUCUGAAUAACUAGAGGGUUAUUUAGUGUAUUUUUUGUAAGCAUUAUUGUGUUAAACUUUUCAAGAACAUUUAUCAAAGUGAUAUUAUGCCCAUGCAAGUGUAAAUUGUAAGAGUACCAGUCAAUGUGGAAAUAACUAUAUGUUUGGACAAUUUAUUUCUAAAUUUUAUAUUCUACUACAUAUGUAUGAUCAAUAACACAUAUGGCUUACAGAAAAUUAUAUAAUAUCCUUGUAAUGUAUCGAAAAAAUUCAAAAAGACUUGUGCAGUGUUUCAUAUUUUAGGCAGUUAAUAUAUUAAAUCUUAUAGUAUAUAUUACACCUAAUUCUGCUUAUUUUGACAGAAAAAAAUGUGAGCAUAAUGUCACUUUAAUGUAGUGUUUUGGGGUAUAUCAUUUGAUUUUAGAAAGUUUUAUUUUAUAUUUACAAUUGGUUAUAUGAGCCGUGUCACGACAAAACCAACAUAGUGCGUUUGCGACCAGCAUGGAUCCAGACCAGCCUGUGCUACUGCGCAGUCUGAUCAGGAUCCAUGCUGUUCGCUAUCAGUUUCAUUACUUGUUAAAGAGUUGGUAAGCGAACAGCAUGGAUCCUGAUCAGACUGCGCGGAUGCGCAGGCUGGUCUGGAUCCAUGCUGGUCGCAAACGCAUUAUGUUGGUUUUGUCGUGACGCGGCUCAAUUAUGUAUAAGAUGAAAUUGCUGUGACAUAAUGAAGUUUAUUUAAGAUGCAAAUACUAUAUUUAUGUAUCACCCCAGUACUUAGUAUUACACUGCUCCAUUUGAAUUCACUUUGAAAUGACGAACUUGCCUUUGCCACCAGUACAAAGUCGGGCCGGCCUUCACAGCCAUGCAGUCUGACCGGACUCGGUACUGUUGCCAGCUCAUUUUCAGAUUUUUGAGAUUGAAACCCUUGUAAAUAAUGAAUUUGAGCAUUUUGAUAUCAAAAUCCCCUUAAGUAACAAUGGACUGUUCCAAAGUCAAAGUAGGACUAGUCUAUUUCACAAAUUCAGCUGAGUCAGGGUGAAAGCAUUUUGAAAAUAUAGUUGAUAUUUUGAAGCAAAAAGGAAAGGGUAAUUCAAAGCUUAUAUGACUUCUUAUUUUUAUGCCACCGCAGCAUCUGCGAUGCGGUGGCAUAUAGCGAUUCACCUGUGUGUGUGUGCGUGUGUGUGUGUGUGUGUUUGUUUGUUUGUGUGUGUGUGUGUUAUAUAGAUUAUAUAGUGAACUUAAAAAAUCUUCUUGUGAAAAACCACUAGUCCAAUUUCAACCAAACUUGGCAGGAUUGAUCCUUGGGUGAAGGGGUUCCAAAGUUGUUCAAAGAAUUUCAUUCCAUGCAGAAAUCUGGUUGCCAUGGCAACCAAAAGGAAUUAAAAGAAUAAAUUUAAAAAAUCUUCUUGUAAAGACCCAAAAGGCCUAGAGCUUAGAUAUUUUGCAUAAGGCAUUGUCUGGUAGACCUUUACCAAGAUUGUUCAAAUUAUAGCCCUGGGGUCAAAAUCGGCCCCGCCCCGGGGGUCAUUGAUUUCACUAUAUUUACAUAUAGUAAAAACUUAAAAUACCUUCUUGUAAAGACUGAAAAGGUCUAGAGCUUAGAUAUUUUGCAUAAGGCAUUGUCUGGUAGACCUCUACCAAGAUUGUUCAAAUUAUAGCCCAUUGGGUCAAAAUUGGCCCGGCCCGGGGGGUCAUUGAUUUUCACUAUAUGUACAUAUAGUAAAAACUUAAAAUACCUUCUUGUAAAGACCCAAAAGGCCUAGAGCUUAGAUAUUUUGCAUAAGGCAUUGUCUGGUAGACCUCUACCAAGAUUGUUCAAAUUAUAGCCCUAGGGUCAAAAUUGCCCCUGCCCCGCGGGUCAUUGACUUUCACUAUAUGUACAUAUAGUAAAAACUUAAAAUACCUUCUUGUAAAGACCCAAAAGGCCUAGAGCUUAGAUAUUUUGCAUAAGGCAUUGUCUGGUAGACCCUUACCAAGAUUGUUCAAAUUAUAGCCCUGGGGUCAAAAUCGGCCCCGCCCCGAGUGUCAUUGAUUUUCACUAUAUGUAAAUAUAGUAAAAACUUAAAAUACCUUCUUAAUUGUAAAGACCCAAAAGGCCUAGAGCUUAGAUAUUUUGCAUAAGGCAUUGUCUGGUAGACCCUUACCAAGAUUGUUCAAAUUAUAGCCCUGGUGUCAAAUUCGGCCCGCCCGGGGGGUCAUUGGUUUUCCUUUUAUGUAUAUAGUAAAAACUUAUAGUAAAAACUUUUAAAAAAUUUCUUCUAGCAAUUGACAAAUGCUAGAGGUUAGAUAUUUUGCAUGAAACAUUGUGAAGUGAACUUCUAGCAAGAUUGUUGUUGAAUUAUAGCCCUGCCAGUGUCAAAAUUGCCCCCGCCCCAGGGGUCAUUGAUUUUAAAUAUAUAUAUAGUAAAAAAUCUUAUUGUCUGAAGGUACAAGGCUUAGAGCUUUAAUAUUUGUUAAAUGAUAUCAUCUAUAGGAACUCUACCAAAGUUGUUCAAAUUUUGCCUCUAUAGUGUCAAAAUCUAGUGUCAAAAUUAGGUUUUCCUUAUAUGUAUAAAGUAAAAACUUAAAAAAUCAUCUUCUUUAAAUUUACAAAGACUAGAGUUAAGAUAUUUUGCAUGAAACAUCAUAUGUAGUGAACCUCUAGCAAGAUUGUACAAAUUAUAGCCCUGGGGUCAAAAUUGGCCCCACCCCCUGGGGUCAUUGAUUUUCACUAUGUACACAUAGUGAAAAAAUAAAAAAUAUUUUUGUCUGAAGGAACAAGGGAUAGAGCUUUGAUGUUUGCUAUAUAAUAUCAUCUAUAGGUCCUCUACUAAAGUUGUUCUAAUUUUUUCCCUGGUGUCAAAAUUGACCCUGCCCGGGGGCAGUGAUUCUCAUUAUGUACACAUAGUAAAAACAGAAAAUAAAACAAAUGUUUUCUGAAUGGGAGAAAGCUACAGCUUAGAUAUUUGACUUGAAAUGUUGUUUGGUGGACCUGUAUCAAGAUUGUUUUGAAUUAAGCCCUUGGGUCCAAAAUUUUGCCUCGCCCAAGUUGACAGUGACCUACUUUCUUGUCCUUUGAUGUACAGCAAUGAAAUUUUGACCAUGUGCACAGUUUUAGUUGUAAAAUUGAACUUUGAUAUCAGGUGACCUAGAUUUUGUUGAUGUGACCUACUUUCUUGUCCUUUGAUGUACAGCUAUGAAAUUUGAACCCUGUGCACAGAUUAAGAUGUAAAGUGAACUUUGAUUUCAGCUGACCUAGAUUUUGACAAAGUGUCUUACUGUGUUGUCCUUUUGAUGUAGUCAUGAAAUUUAGGCUGUGUGAAAUAUGACCUUCACCACCAAAUUCACUAGACUCGAGUGCAUUGAUAUAUUCCUACUCUGAUCUUUUAUUGAGUUAACAUUUAAUUUAACCACUUAUCUGAUAAUAAGAGUAAGAUAGGUCAGGGAUCUAUGCUUUAUGACAAUCUUCAAAAUUGUAAAGAAACAAAAAAAAUCUGUUCCUACACUACUAUUUAGUGUUGUAUUAUUGCGGUGGCAUAGCAUUUUUCUCAAAUGCAAUCUUGUUCAAAUUGUAGCAUUCAUAAAUAAUGUUGUUGUUUUUUUAUGCAAAAAUCUCAACACCCUUUGCAUGCUUGGGGAAAUUGUCUUCUGCUAAAAAUAUUGCCUGCUUAAUUACUGAAUUCUGUUAUAUUUGUUGAAAUUAGAAAUAGAUGUAUAAAUGGCGACUGUCAAACAGCUUAGUAGCCUGACAAGAUGCUGAGGUACUCAGAAUCAAGUACAGUACCUGACUUAAUGCUGAAGUUACUCAGAUUCUGGUCCAAUGCUAAACUGUUUGCAAAGGCUAUCUCAUUCACUGUCAGCAGGUUGAAGGUUAAAUGCAAUAUGUUGUUUUUUUUAAAAACUAAUGUAAAUAAAUUUGAUAGGUUAUGUUGGAAUUAAAGGAAAUUUGUAUGAAAAUUGUUACAUAGAAAGAAGGGUAACCCGGCAACUGAUUCUAUCCACAUGUGACCAGUGCAGACCAAGAUGAGAUGGCAAAUUUAUGCAUUCUGAUCAUGGUCUGCUCUGAUCAUGAUUUGGUCUGUUGGCAUUUCAGUCAGUAAAUAUUUUGGAAAUUUUCCCAAUAAAUGAUGAAUGAUUUUGUCCAGAUUGAAAUAUGUGCACGUCCAUUUAAAAUAUUAAGUUUGGUUAGGGGUUAGAUAUAGAUUGUAUAAUAUUCUUUUAAAGGCUUUAAGGGCAUUUGGUAUAAUGAAAUUGACCGUAAACUUACUGACCAAGAUAAAUUUUUUGGUUUUUGUUCUUUACAAUGAAAUUAGCCUUUUUUACAAAGGCAUUUGUUAAACAGUUAAGUCAUUUGGAUAAAUUUGCUCUCCGUUUUUGUUGUUCUUUGGUAUGUUUAAUGUUUUUAUUUUAAAUUAUGUUCAGCAGACCUGAAUUUUGGUUCCCUUAAAUAAUUGAGAUGGCAGAAUAGAUUUCAAAAUGAAUUUAAACUUUCAAGAGCCACGCCUCUUGGCAACAAUAAAAGUCUUUGGAUGUUGCUUUGCAGAAGUUUCACUGUGAAUGCGUAGUAGUGUUCUGUUCCCAUUAAAGCUAGAAAGUCUCAUAAUUAAUACUGUUGGUGCGAGAAAAGACCAUGUGGUCAAAUGGUCUUAACAUUGUUGUUGUGAACAAUGAAAAUACCCAUGUUUUUCUCGUAACCUUAACACUGUUGAUUUUCUGAGGGAAGUUUGUGUGGAGAUAUAGCCCGGCAAUUGGACAUUUGUAUCCCGCGAUAAUUUCUAAACCUUGGCAGACUGAAUACCAGUGCUACGUUGAGACAAACAAUAUUUCCCCUAUCACAGUCUUGACUUAGGAUAUGAUAGCAGGUACAUAUAUUUGAGGGAAAAGUUUCACAUGGGAUUCAAUAUUAACAUUUUACUCUUUGUUCUUCCCUCCUUGUUCAUUCUACCAUAUGCCUUGUUUUUACCCUAAUCAUCUGCUGAACACAUUUGAGUAGUGUAUAUAUAUAUAUACUUUUAAUUUAGUCUGACAGCACCAGUUUUGUGACAUAAUGUAUAUACUUGGAAAGGUAUGUUAACUUUUACUUUGUGUUAUAUCAGUGGUUAUAUUUCCAACAGAUUUUAUCUUCCCCGUUAUAGCAUGUCAUGUUCAAGCCAACACUUUCCUAUCAUGUUUUCACCAUAUCAAUGUGAUUUAAGAUAUAAUAAUAUUGUUGUCAAGUUGAUACAUUUACAACACGGUACCCGUAUUAACAAUAUGUACAUAGUGUGGUAAAUAUAGACAAAGCAUAGAUUGUCUUCACCCCUGUGUAUAUGCAAGCAUAGUUUUUAAAGAAAAAUGUAUUAAAGAUCUAUUGCUGUAAUUUACAAUGCCGUAGAAUUAUUUACAUUAUCUUUUCCUUAUGCAAGGUACUUCGAAUAAAUUGUAUUUUUUGUCAGUGAUUAAAAUAACAAAACUAAAUAAGAAUAGAAAAUGUAGUUUAUGCGAGCGUUAAGCACUAGCAGUUUAACUGAAUUUAAUUGUGUGAAAAUAAGCAGACACAAUGACCAUUAUAGUACAAUAAGAACCUGUAGGAAAUAUGUGAUCUACUAGACAGGUGUAGAUUUUUAAAAGAAAUGAAAAAAACUAAGAUCAUAACAACUAUGCUAAUUAAUUGAAACAAAAUAUUGGGAAACAGUCUUAGCGCACGAUGUAGGCAAACAAAUACAUAGAUUUUUAUAGGAAAGUGGUAUUCUCCAAAUAACUCAUCCAUGUUUGUAAUGGUUAUUUUGGUUUGAAGCUGAUGAUAUUUGAAAUGUGUUUUUUUUCUUAACAAAAAACAUCUUUGACAGCUGUGAAAAUAAAUUCAAAAUAUACUUGAAGAUAAAGGCUUUUAUUUCAUUACUGUUCGUAACAAAGUGAUUGCACAAUGCUACAGUAUGUUUAUAGUGUUUUUUUUAGCAUGCGUAGUGUCAGAGUAGUAUGGUAUAUUUUAGCCUUGCAUUCCUGAAUUUGAAAGUCAACAUAAUAGUUUCUGAAUACUUUUUUUCCAUUAUAUGUUAUUAUUGUAUCAUUCAAAUUGACAUGCCCAUUAUAAUGAAUUGAUAUUGUAUGCAACUGGUUUUGAAGUGUUUGGGUUAUUUUGUUCUGUGUAUUUUUUUCUUCAAAUAUUACUUAUAUUUAUUGUAUCAUCCAUUUUUUUGCCAAUGGUGUUAAGAUGCUUAUUACAUGUUAUUCAUCGAUGAUAAAAAUACAUGCAAUUUUUAGCUCCUUAGAGCAAGAAUUACACAUAUGAAGUCCUAAGUAUUUUUGGCUGCAUUUUUGUUGGCUAUUGCGGCCCCACAACAACAACAACAGUAUCAAGGGAUGUAUUACACUGUAAACAAAGGGCUAAAUUAGACGAUAUAUGCACUAGUGUCUGAAUUUGUUUUUCUAUUUUCCAUUAUAUGUUUGCACAUGCUUACAUGAAAUGUUGAAAUGUUUUCCAACGUGAGCAAUAUAGGGUUUAUUAUGGCUUUCUUCUUUAAUAUUACAAUGAAAAUGAAUUAUCAAUGGUUCUAGCAAAUAGCUACCCUAAGGUUUUUGAUAAAUAACAAACAGGUAUGGAUAAAAAGUAAUACAGCUAUGCUAUGAAGUUAUGCUUGACUAUUUUGACAGAGGGAAACAUUAUAUUAAACAAGUGCAAUGAGUUUUUGAGUCUUGUAUAAACACAUGUUUUGGAAGAGAAACUAGAUAAAAAAGUAAGCUUUAAGUUUUGAAAAAUAUGGGAUUAAAGUCUAAGAAAUUAAGGGUUUUGAAGGAAUAUUGUGAACACACUAAUAAUAGUAAUAGUGUCCGAAAUAAAAAAUCUAUGAGGAAAAUCAUUUAUUUUGUACAUUUGCUGUGGUGUUAUCAGCGACAGGCAUAUUGCUACAUGUAAUGACAUACUUAUGCAAUUGUGUGGAAAGACAUUACUGUUUGCCCUCUUAAUUUUUUUAUAGUACAAAAUUAUGACGGUAUUAAUGGAUGUUUCAGACUCAAAAGCAGAAAAAAUAUCAGCAAUGUUAGGGUGGAAGUAUAUAAGGAUUUGAAAUGAUAUAUUUUUUAACAUUUUAGAAAGAAUUAUUUUGCCACUUUCAUACUAUCAUCAGUGUUAUUGGUGCUUCCCCAUUUUCCUUAUUAUUAUAGAAUGUCAUAUGACCCAAUAUAGAUAGUCAUGUGACAAAGUAUAAAUGUCAUGUGACAAGUUUUGAACUGUCAUGUGAUCUCUUUUAAGAUUUGAAUUUAUGCCUAUUUCAUGAGGGAGAAGUACGAUUCUUUGAGGCUUUUUUUUGUAACUUUGCAGAAGAUAAUUAUUUGAAAUGUGGCAAUUUUAGUAUUCAUAUUUUAUUUAUGUGAAAAUUAUUUAGAAUGAAAAUAUUUCAUGCAGCAUAUAUGUUUAGUUCCAAAAUGACAAAAAAUAUGUCUUUGGUUAAAUUAAAGUUCAGUUAAGUUUUAAUACCCAUUAGCUUAAGAUCAAGCCUUUUUAUAAACAAAUACUAUAUGUAAUUAUAUUGUAUGUUUCAUUUAAUAAUGAUUUUUAUGUAGAAAAAAAGAAAAGAAAAAAUUGUGCCUCAAACUGGAAUCUGUUCAAACAUCUAGAUGUUUAUCUUGGUUUACAUUAUAUUUGUAAUCCCUUAUCAUAGAACUUUAUAUCUGAAUGUUUGUUUUAGUUAUUUAGGCCCAGAAUACUGUUGUAUGUUUUUUGUUGUUUCUUUGGGCCUUGGGUGUUUUUUAAUUUUUUCUCUGAAAGAAAUUAGAAAAAAAUGUGUAUAUAAAUUGAAGAGGCAAUAAAGUUAUGAUUAUGUCCAGUUGAAA
Ruditapes philippinarum (Manila clam) is the source of this 11663-nucleotide messenger RNA. RefSeq names its product protein tyrosine phosphatase type IVA 2-like. The transcript is spliced from 5 exons. Lineage: Eukaryota; Metazoa; Mollusca; Bivalvia; Venerida; Veneridae. Gene Ontology annotation, biological process: protein dephosphorylation. Gene Ontology annotation, molecular function: protein tyrosine phosphatase activity. The record is from RefSeq and is a predicted model, not a curated record. Gene Ontology annotation, cellular component: nucleus. Bases 835 to 1362 code for a protein of 175 amino acids.